GCCCUCCCUCACCGUUUUUGCAGGUCUCCUGUCAUCAUGGCGCUGGCCGUCCUGCGGAUCCUGGAGCCGUUCCCCACCGAGACACCCCCUUUGUCGGUGCUGCUGCCGCCCGGGGGCCCGUGGCCUGCGGCGGGGCCGGGUCUGGUGCUGGCCCUGCGGCCUGCAGGGGAAAGCCCGGCAGGGCCAGCGCUGCUAGUGGCGGCCCUGGAGCCGCCGGGCGCGGGGACCGAAGAGCAAGGUCCUGGGCCGCCGCAGCUGCUGGUUAGCCGCGCGCUGCUGCGGCUCCUGGCUCUGGGCUCCGGGGCGUGGGUGCGGGCGCGGCCCGUGCGGCGGCCUCCGGCGCUGAGCUGGGCGCUGCUUGGCACCUCCUCGGGGUCGGGGCUCGGGCCGCGAGUAGGGCCGCUGCUGGUGAGACGCGGAGAGGCCCUGCCAGUGCCCGGACCGCGGGUGCUGGAGACGCGGCCGGCUUUACAAGGGCUGCUGGGCCCAGGGACGCGGCUAGCUGUGACUGAGCUCCGUGGGCGGGCCAGAGUGGGUCUGGAGACUGGGGACAGCAGCCGGCCCCCACCUCCGCCCGUGGUGUCCUUCUUUGCGGUGUCGCGCACAGUCCGGCGACUCCGGGGAGUUCUGGGAGGGUCUGGAGAUUCACUGGGGGUGAGCCGGAGCUGUCUCCGUAGCCUCGGCCUCUUCCAGGGCGAAUGGGUGUGGGUGACCCGGGCCGGAGAGUCAUCGAACACGUCUCAGCCACACCUGGCCACGGUGCAGGUCCUAGAGCCUCGCUGGGACCUCUCUGAAAGGCUGGGACCUGGCUCUCGGCAGCUGGGAGAGCCCCUCGUCGACGGACUGGCCCUCGUGCCUGCCACUCUGGCCUUUAAUCUCGGCUGUGAUCCCCCGGAAGUGGGAGAGCUCAGAAUUCAGAGGUACUUGGAAGGUUUCAACACCCCUGAAGACAAAGGAAGCUGCUCAGUGCUGCCUGGACCUCUGUUUGCCAAAGAGUUACACGUCGAAAUCGUGUCCUCUCCCCACUACAGCACUAAUGCAAAUUAUGAUCAUGUACUUUACCAGCACUUUCAGACACCCAGGACAGUCCAGGAAGGGGACAUUCUGUGUGUGCCAACAGUUGGACAAGUAGAGAUCCUGGAAGGAAGUCCAGAGAAACUGCCCAGGUGGUGGGAGAUGUUUUUUAAAGUGAAGAGAACAGUUGGGGAGGCUCCAGAUGGGCCAGCCCGUGCCUACUUGGCUGACACCACCCAUACCUCCUUGUACUUGGUGGGUUCUACCCUGAGCCCUGUUCCAAGGCUCCCUUCAGGAGAAUCUACUCCCUGGAACAGCUUGUCUCCUCCAGGCCUGGAGGCCUUGGUGACCAAGAUCUGUGCUGCCCUGAAGCCUCGCCUCCAGCCAGGGGGUGCCCUGCUGACAGGAACUAGCAGUGUCCUUCUGCGGGGUCCCCCGGGCAGUGGGAAGGCCACAGCAGUCACUGCUGCCUGUAGGCGCCUCGGGCUCCACUUACUGAAGGUGCCCUGCUCCAGUCUCUGUGCAGACAGUAGCAGGGCUGUGGAGACAAAACUGCAGGCCACCUUCUCCCGGGCCCGGCACUGCCGCCCAGUGGUUCUGCUGCUGACAGCCGUGGACCUUCUGGGCCGGGACCGUGACGGGCUAGGUAUUCCCAUGGAGCCCAAUCCAGGAAGCUUUGGGGUGCUCAUCAUCCUACCCGUAGCACCCACCCACCUCCUGCCCUCCUGUGCCAGCCUGACAAUGCCCGGCCGCCAGCCACAUUCUCAUCCUCAGUGCCCACUGCCUGUCUGCAGCUGUCCUCCCCUGAUGGUGGUGGCCACCACCAGCCGGGCCCAGGACCUGCCUGCUGACGUGCAGACAGCAUUUCCUCACGAGCUGGAGGUGCCUGUGCUGUCAGAGGUGCAGCGACUGAGCAUCCUGCGGGCCCUCACUGCCCACCUCCUCCUGGGCCAAGAGGUGAACCUGGCCCAGCUCGCACGGCGGUGUGCAGGCUUUGUGGUAGGGGAUCUCUAUGCCCUUUUGACCCACAGCAGCCGGGCAGCCUGCAUCAGGAUCAGGAACUCAGGUUUGGCAGGCGGCCUGAGUGAGGAGGAUGAGGGGGAGCUGUGUGCUGCCGGCUUUCCUCUCCUGGCUGAGGACUUCGGGCAGGCGCUGGAGCAGCUGCACACAGCCCACUCCCAGGCUGUAGGAGCACCUAAGAUCCCGUCAGUGGCCUGGCACGACGUGGGUGGGCUGCAGGAGGUGAAGAAGGAGAUUCUGGAGACCGUUCAGCUCCCUCUGGAGCACCCUGAGCUGCUGAGCCUGGGCCUGAGGCGCUCGGGCCUUCUGCUCCACGGUCCCCCUGGCACCGGCAAGACCCUCCUGGCCAAGGCAGUAGCCACUGAGUGCAGCCUUACCUUCCUCAGUGUGAAGGGGCCUGAGCUCCUCAACAUGUAUGUGGGACAGAGUGAGGAGAACGUACGGGAAGUGUUUGCCAGGGCCAGGGCUGCAGCUCCAUGCAUUAUCUUCUUUGAUGAACUGGACUCCUUGGCCCCAAGCCGGGGGCGAAGUGGAGACUCAGGAGGUGUGAUGGACAGGGUAGUGUCUCAGCUCCUGGCCGAGCUGGAUGGGCUUCACAGCACUCAGGACGUGUUUGUGAUCGGAGCCACCAACAGACCAGACCUCCUGGACCCUGCCCUUCUGCGGCCUGGAAGGUUUGACAAGCUGGUGUUUGUAGGGGUGAGUGAGGACCGUGCUUCCCAGCUACGUGUUCUGAGCGCCAUCACACGCAAAUUCAAGCUAGAGCCAUCUGUGAGCUUGGUGACUGUGCUAGAUCGCUGCCCACCCCAGCUGACAGGUGCAGACCUCUACUCCCUCUGCUCUGAUGCCAUGACAGCUGCCCUCAAACGCAAGGUUCAGGACCUAGAAGAAGGGCGGGAGCCUGGGAGCUCAGCACUGCUACUCACCAUGGACGACUUGCUGCAGGCCGCCGCCCGACUGCAGCCCUCAGUCAGUGAGCAGGAGCUGCUGCGGUACAAGCGCAUCCAGUGCAAGUUUGCGGCCUGCUAGGAGCCUCUGACAGCUCAGGACCCCACCCUCAGAGGCUGAAGGUACCUUAGUACCCCUGCAGAGACCUGAGGAGCAAGAGGCUCUUUCUCAGGCUGCCACCAACACACCUGAAGGCUGCCUACCUACCCAUCCAGGCCAACUCCAGGAAUACGGCCCAUCUGCUCAGGAGAACCGGGAAGGCCUGGCAUUGGGCCCUAGGGGAGCCAGACUGGCUGAAAAUAAAGCUUAUGCUGCCCCCUG
Manis pentadactyla (Chinese pangolin) is the source of this 3303-nucleotide messenger RNA. It is a transcript of the gene PEX6, whose product is annotated as peroxisomal biogenesis factor 6. Gene Ontology annotation, biological process: protein import into peroxisome matrix. The record is from RefSeq and is a predicted model, not a curated record. The transcript is spliced from 17 exons. The coding region runs from base 37 to 3063 and encodes 1008 amino acids. Gene Ontology annotation, molecular function: ATP binding; ATP hydrolysis activity. NCBI's taxonomy places the organism in Eukaryota, Metazoa, Chordata, Mammalia, Pholidota, Manidae. Gene Ontology annotation, cellular component: peroxisomal membrane; cytosol.